GCAUGCGCACUGCGGGGGCCUGGCGGGGGCCGGCGCUCCAGUCCCAGCCAGCGGCUCGCUCCUUGUCGCCUUCCUCCUCCUCCUCCUCCUCCGCUCCUUCCCGGGCGGGCUGAGCCGACGAGCCGGGCUUCAUUGUGCGCGCGGGGGCGCCGCCAGCGGAGCGAGGCCCGGCCUGCCUCCUCCUCCUCCUCCUCGCCUUCCCCACCCCUCAGCGCCGCCCGCCCGCCUCCCUCACCGCCCUCGCCUCAGCAGCAGCAGCAGCAGCAGCAUGUCGGGCCGGUCGGUGCGGGCCGAGACCCGCAGCCGCGCCAAGGAUGAUAUCAAGCGGGUGAUGGCGGCCAUCGAGAAAGUGCGCAAAUGGGAGAAGAAAUGGGUAACAGUUGGGGACACCUCCCUGAGGAUUUACAAAUGGGUACCAGUAACGGAGCCAAAAGGAGAUGAUAAAUCCAAGAAUAAGAAAAAGGGCAAAGAUGAAAAGUGUGGGUCAGAGGUCACUACCCCAGAGAACAGCUCCUCUCCUGGAAUGAUGGACAUGCACGACGAUAACAGCAACCAGAGUUCAAUAGCUGAUGCUUCUCCGAUAAAACAAGAGAACAGCAGCAAUUCGAGCCCCACGCCAGAGCAAAACUCAACAGGACAAGCCGACGGUCCUGACUCAAAGUCUGACGAUACUCAGACAGAUGCAAAAGAGGAGCCCGGUUCAGAAGAUGCAUCCGAUGAACAGAAUUCACAGUCUUCAUUGGAUAAUUCCAUGAAUAGUUCAGAAAAAGUGGAAACUCAGCCGCUGGCAGAAAACGACGCUGCCACAGAGACAUCUAAAAACUCUCAGGACUCUGAAGGAGCGCCACCUUCUAAAAAGAUGAAAGUAGAGGCUCCCUCUCAACAAAACGUCGAUGAAAUAUAGACUCUAGAUCCCCCCCCCCCCCCGGCCAGUUUUUACGUAAGGUACAUCAGUGGGCUAAAUUAUAGAACAACCAUACUUAAGUAUCUUGUCUCGGAGGAAGAGAACUCCUAUAAACUUUUCAAGUUACCAAGCAAAAAUCCAAGAAACCCAAGCAAUGGCUUCAGACACUGAACUUUCUUUCCUGUGAAACGAAAUGUUGAGAAUUUUAAGUUACUGUCUCUGAAAUGGUUGGAGUGAACAACUCAGGAGGGGUCUACGCACUGUUUCUAACGUCAGAAUUACAAUUACGUUGCUGCUGUAUUUUUUUUUCCAUUUUUCUAUUUAACAUUAUAAGAUAUAUUUAAGGAUGGUACAGGUCAGGUAUUAUCUGUUCAUGUGAAAUUCACGGUUCUGAUUUGAUGUCUGCUCUUUUCUUUUUUGUGUGUGUGCCUUGUGUUCCAAAACAAGCCAGUGCUAAUUUUUUAAAUGUGGGUUUUCUCCCCUCCCCUCCUCCCCAUCUCUUGCAAAGUGGCCUAUGUUUCUACAAUGCCAUAUAGGAAGCUUUAGGUGUGGUUUUUUCCCCCUUCAGUUUUAUACCCUGGUGCUUACUGUUCUAACAUGGAGAUAUUGUGAAAGAAAUCAGGAAGCUGUUUCCACUGUUGAAAUCUAGAGACAAACCAUGGGGUUAACACAACGAAAGUUUUUUUAAGCACAGCAUUUGAGCCGCUGUAAAACUUCUUCUGCACAGUCCCUGUGGACAUGUGUGGGAGUGGAGCAUCAAUACAGCUUGUGUAGAGACGUUCCUGGCGUUUCCAUCCUCUAGCUGCAUAAUAGUCUCUAGAAACAAACCGGCUUAUUCAAAUGAAUGUGUUUUGCUAUUUCCUUAAAUUAGCACUGAUUUGGGUAAGUAUGGAAGCAAAUUAUGAAUAUUAAGAGAUAUCUCUAAAUAGCAGUUUCUGAACUUCAUAAAGAUUCCUCUAUAAAUACAGUUUUGCACAAUAUACAUAAUCUGAAAACUGGGUUUUUUUCCUCUUGAAUUG
Messenger RNA from Sphaerodactylus townsendi, 1923 nucleotides. RefSeq names its product BAF chromatin remodeling complex subunit BCL7A (gene BCL7A). Lineage: Eukaryota; Metazoa; Chordata; Lepidosauria; Squamata; Sphaerodactylidae. The transcript is spliced from 6 exons. The record is from RefSeq and is a predicted model, not a curated record. The coding region runs from base 269 to 904 and encodes 211 amino acids.